AUGACGGAAGGGAAUGGCACAUUAGUGACUCACUUCAUUCUCGCAGGACUGACGGAUUCUCCAGAUCUGCAGCUGAUCCUCUUUAUUGUAUUUCUCUUCACCUAUGCCAUCACCCUGGCGGGAAACCUGGGAAUGAUCGUGCUCAUCAGGCUAAACUCCCAACUUCACACCCCCAUGUAUUUCUUCCUCAGCAACCUGUCCUUCAUCGACCUGAGUUAUUCUUCAGUCAUCACGCCCGCAACAAUGAUGAAUUUAUUAACAGCCCAGAAGACCAUCUCUUUCUUCGGGUGCUUUACCCAGAUGUACUUUUUCGUUGCUUUAGCUGGCGCCGAAUGCUUUCUGUUAGCUGUGAUGGCUUAUGACCGUUAUGUAGCCAUCUGUAUCCCACUGCUUUACAUGGUGGUGGUAUCCUGGAGAGUCUGUGCCUGGCUCCUGUCUGGCACAUAUGUAGUCGCCACCAUCAACUCUUUGGUCAUUAUACUUUUUGUAUCUGGAUUACCAUUCUGCAAGUCUAAUCUCAUCCAUCAUUUCUUCUGUGAUACUUCUCCUAUCUUAUCUCUGUCCUGCAAGAACACACUGGAGACAGAAAUUUUCAUAUAUGUUUUAGGGGGUUUGACCCUCGUUCCAUCUCUGAUCAUCAUUUUUGUCUCCUAUGUCACCAUCCUCUCUGCAGUUUUGAAGAUGCAUUCGAAAGAGGGUAGGAAAAAAGCUUUCUCGACCUGUGGUUCGCAUUUGAUGGGGGUUAUGUUAUUCUAUGGGACAAUGAUCUUUACUUAUUUAAAGCCAAGUAAAUCCUAUUCUUUGGGCAGGGACCAAGUGGCCUCUGUGUUCUAUACCAUUGUGGUCCCCAUGUUGAACCCCCUUAUCUACAGUUUGAGAAACAAAGAAGUGAAAAAUGCCUUCAAACAAGUGAUAAAUAGGAAAAUAGUUCAUCAGAAAAGGUAA
This is a messenger RNA of Tachyglossus aculeatus (Australian echidna), 945 nucleotides long. RefSeq names its product olfactory receptor 8H1-like. Gene Ontology annotation, molecular function: G protein-coupled receptor activity; olfactory receptor activity; odorant binding. Bases 1 to 945 code for a protein of 314 amino acids. Gene Ontology annotation, biological process: G protein-coupled receptor signaling pathway; sensory perception of smell. The transcript has a single exon. Gene Ontology annotation, cellular component: membrane. Lineage: Eukaryota; Metazoa; Chordata; Mammalia; Monotremata; Tachyglossidae. The record is from RefSeq and is a predicted model, not a curated record.